GCCGCCGCCGCCAGGCCCGUGUCGGCGUACGCGCUCUUCUUCCGCGACACGCAGGCGGCCAUCAAGGGACAGAACCCGCACGCCAGCUUCGGCGAGGUCAGCAAGAUCGUGGCCUCCAUGUGGGACGGCCUGAACACCGACGACAAAAACGUGUACAAAAAGAAGACAGAAAACGCCAAAAAAGAGUACCUGAAGGCCCUGGCAGCCUACCGAGCCAGCCUCAUCUCCAAGACGAACAGCGAGGAGCAGCAGCAGCCCGCGGCAGGCAUGUUCAGCGGCUACGGCGGCUACCCGAACACGCCGUUCACCACCGGCGGAUACCCGACGCCGUACACGGGCAGCGGCGCCGCGCUCGCUAAGAAGUCGCCGCUGCUGACGUCGCUGAUGAGCGACGGCCACCAGCCGCAGCAGGAAAUGCUGGGCGGCUCGAUGGCGCCGCCGUCGCUGUACCCGCCGGCUGGCCUGCUGGGCGGGCCAGGCUACCACGCGGCCGGGCCGGCGCCGACCGGCCAGAUGAUGCCUCCGGCCUCCCAGCCGCUCUACAUGCACCACCAGCAGAUGGCGGACCACCAGCUGGGCAGUCCACAGCAGCAGCAGCAGCAGCAGCAGCAGCAGCAGCACCUGACGUCCCACUCGCCGCCGAGCCUCUCAGCCGUGCUGUCGCCCCAGCCACUGGGUUCUCCGCCCAUGGGAGCGGCGCCGCCCAACAUCGCCCAGAUGCAGCAGCUCACGCCCCAGCAGCAGCAGCAGCAGCAGCAACAACAGCAGCAGCAACAGCAGCAACAGCAGCAGCAAAUGGCACAUCAACAGCAUCAGCAGUUGUUAAUGAUGCAGCAGCAGCAGCAACAUCAGCAGCAGCACGAGCUUCAUCGGCAGCAGCACGAGCUUCAGCAGCAGCAGCAGCAACACGAGCUUCAACAAGUGGCGCCGUCGGCGGCCAGUCCGGGCAACUCGUCGGGCUCGCCGCUGCAGGCGGCCGCCGCCGAGCGAGCCAGCACGUGCAUCCGCGCUGGCUGCGGUAACCCGCCCGUCAGCAACCCCGAGUGGGAGGACGAGUACUGCAGCAACGAAUGCGUCGUCAACCACUGCCGGGACGUGUUCAAGAACUGGGUCUCGUCCAACACGGCGGCCGCGCUGCCGCAACCGCCGCCGCCCGCGGCGCCCGUCAAGUAGCCGGCGGGCCGCGGCCACGUACAAACGCCAGCAAUAGUGUCGCCACCUAUCGGCUAGCUAGUCUACUUGUGUUGCGGGUGACGGCCGCACGUGGGGGCGGUCCGUGAUUCCGGUGCGUGCGACGACGAGCGAGCUUCGUGUUACCCGAUGUGUACAUAGGUGUGCGCGGCGCUCUGGCCUGUACAUACGCGGAGAGCAUCCUUCUGCUGAACUGUCGUCGGCCGACGCGUAUUUAUUGCUGUUCACCUUGUCAGCGAGCUUGCCGGGCCGUACAGCGCACGCGAGGCAGAGAGAGUAGCGUAGUCGGAGCCUGGCGUCGCGUGGCGAGGAUCGCGGCCCGCGAGGCGUCCGGAGCCGGCGCUCCCCGGGAACGGAGCUGGGCCUCGACGAGCCCGUCAGGAGCUGGCCUCGGCGGGCCAGACAGGACCCGAGCUAUGUGUCGAGGCCGUCUGGUUGCGACUUCCGUCGCUGGAUUGGAGCGUCGGCGGCCCACAUUCCGGCGGCCGGACGGCGUGGUGCGAUCAUGUGGUGACACAGACAGCGCUCAAUGAUCACUGUACCUACUGUUCCAUACUUGACAAAGUCUAGGACGCGUUGUUGCCAAUGCAUGGCCUGUACACACAUGUAAAUACUUUGUCCUGCGGCCGUGGAGCGGCGGGCUGCGCCCGGUGGCGGAGGCGGACUAUUCAAAACGGCCCCGCCCCGCUACUGUCGUUACUGUCCAGUGACGACUGGGCUGGGCGCCACAGGCAGGAGGCAUGCCCCUUCGGUGCAGGUGGCGCCUCCCAGUGCCGCUCGUCUGUAUUUUUGUGGGCGGCGUCGGGCGCCGAGACUGGACGUUCAGCCAGGCUUCGAGAAGAGGACGGGAGGUGCCGGGUCUCGGGAGAGAGGCCGGGCGCCGUGUCGCCCUCCGUGUCGCCUCGCUCCCAUGCGUCGGACGGCGCCGAGAUGGGGCGAGCUCAGCGCACCCGCCGGCGUCCAACUUGUUGGCUACGUUGUUUGGUGUUCUUUUCUCGUGUAAGAACGUACGUGUAUAUUACUUCAAUAAGAUCAGUCAUAAAACUGAA
This is a messenger RNA of Pollicipes pollicipes, 2240 nucleotides long. RefSeq names its product TOX high mobility group box family member 4-A. Gene Ontology annotation, biological process: regulation of transcription by RNA polymerase II. Gene Ontology annotation, molecular function: chromatin DNA binding. Gene Ontology annotation, cellular component: nucleus. The record is from RefSeq and is a predicted model, not a curated record. The annotation marks the transcript as partial. The transcript is spliced from 7 exons. NCBI's taxonomy places the organism in Eukaryota, Metazoa, Arthropoda, Thecostraca, Pollicipedomorpha, Pollicipedidae.